Messenger RNA from Exophiala mesophila, 1799 nucleotides. RefSeq lists its product as uncharacterized. The record is from RefSeq and is a predicted model, not a curated record. Lineage: Eukaryota; Fungi; Ascomycota; Eurotiomycetes; Chaetothyriales; Herpotrichiellaceae. The transcript has a single exon. Bases 308 to 1156 code for a protein of 282 amino acids.
GUUUCCACACCCGGGCCACUUUUCGUGACUUGUUACCAUUAAUCACACAGGCUAGAUCAUUGAAUCACUUGUUCUUUGUGCAUUGUUCUUGAAGUGUCUCUCACGCACUCGUCGACUUGUUGACUUGCACCUUCUCUAUUCUUAUUGACACAUCCAUCUCUGGGUCGCACCUGCCCUGCCUCCCAUCUCAACGCCUUAGUCAUCGCAUCUCGUGACUUUCUGACUCACACACACAAUCAAAGCAGAUAAUCACAACCGUCACUACAAGGACACCAACAGACUUCAGCCCUCCGAGAAACUCCUCAUCAUGGCUACAGUGACUCGACCUGGCCGCGUGGCUGGCAAAACUGCACUAAUCACUGGUGCCGCCGGAGGAAUUGGGCUCGAGACGGCGAUUUUGAUGCUCCAAGAGGGGGCCAGCGUGGUCUUGACAGAUAUUUCGGAGCCGGCUCUCGAGAGGGCGCUUGCCAAAAUCCAUGAAUUGAUCCCCAAGCCGAUCGGUCGCGUCUCGACCAUCAAGGUCGACGUUUCGAAAGAAUCCGACAUCGCCUCUGCCAUCGAGGCCCAAGACGAGCACGGCGGCAUUGACAUCAUCUUCAACAAUGCCGGUAUCAUGCAUGCACAGGACGACGAUGCCGUCAACACGUCGGACAAGAUUUGGGAUCUGACCCAGUCCAUCAACGUCAAAGGUGUCUGGUAUGGUAGCAAGCACGCCGUGCUGAGCAUGCGUCGGAACAAGAAGAAGUCCGGAUCCGUCAUCAAUGUCGCCAGCUUCGUCGCCUUGGUCGGCGCCGCCACUCCUCAGCUCGCCUAUACUGCUUCCAAGGGCGCAGUUCUGGCUAUGACACGUGAGUUGGCCAUCGUCCACGCACGGGAGAAUAUUCGAUUCAACUCAUUGUGCCCUGGACCAUUGAACACGCCUCUGUUGCAGGAUUGGUUGGGUGACGACUUGCAGAAGAGACAUCGGCGCGAGGUUCACUUCCCCAGUGGAAGAUUUGGUGAAGCUAUCGAGCAGGCGCAGGCUGUCUUGUUCCUAGCUAGUGACGAGAGUAGCUUUGUCAACGCCACCGAGUUCGUGGUCGACGGCGGCUUGUCUCGGGCAUAUGUGACCGCCGAAGGGCCUGCUCCAGCGCCCCCUCUGAACAACGUUCGCUGAUGGAGCAGUCAACUACGUCAACGAAACUUUGUCACCACAUGAGGUGGCGUCUUUGGCAUGGGCUACGAGUUUUAGAUCUCUGUUUGAGGUGCAGUCAAUUCUUUAACUCAGGACCGCAUGAUAUUUCACUACACAGGAGCAUGAUUUGCUGUUUAUAAAACCCAUCAAUCACGGAUCUGGAAGAAUUUGCUGUAUUGUCACAUUGGAUUUUCGAAAGUAGUGAUUUACAGAUGAUUUGACCCGCUGGGACAGCGUGUCCUGAAAUGUGGGAGAGUACAAUAUUUCGGGUAGUCUCAAAUCGAGCGAUCAGAUCCCCCUCUUUCGGAUUCCUUUCGGACCAUGGGCGAGACUGCCUCGCGGCAACAACCAAACUGGCGUCUCUGCUCUGGACAAACCCUUGGAAUUCUUCAGUACACCUCCAGUGAUAGUACACGGCUAAGCCUUGCUCAGCUAAUUCGACGACACUGUUCCAAUAGAGUAUCCCAUUCUCGUCUUGUGUGGCCUCGUCCAGUAUAUCAUAUUAGCGAAAUUUCGACUUGCUCGUCCAAGGCGAGUGCUAGUAUCCAGAGUGAGAUCUUGGCCAGGACGCAAUGAACAAAACCGGUAGAGAAGGGGCGCAGGCCAAAGCGAGGCAGUGCGGGAC